This is a messenger RNA of Oryzias latipes (Japanese medaka), 2185 nucleotides long. Its product is annotated as actin related protein 2/3 complex, subunit 1A. Gene Ontology annotation, biological process: Arp2/3 complex-mediated actin nucleation. The record is from RefSeq and is a predicted model, not a curated record. NCBI's taxonomy places the organism in Eukaryota, Metazoa, Chordata, Actinopteri, Beloniformes, Adrianichthyidae. Gene Ontology annotation, molecular function: actin filament binding. Gene Ontology annotation, cellular component: Arp2/3 protein complex; actin cytoskeleton.
UCCGUGCGGGCAGCAGUUGAUGACACAUUAACGUGAACCAGAAACUGGCUGAACUGGUUUAUUCACUUGAAUGUCAUGAUGCUAAGCUAGUUGAUAGCCAGGUAUCCACAGGUUUCGCUGCCUAGUUAGCUACCGGAUGUUCUCGGUCGUAUCCCCGUGGCCGUCUUGACAUCUCCCCAUCAUUCCUGGACGAAUUCGUGUUGACUGACCAGAGUCCACGAAUUCGGUUCCAUUCCAUAUAUAUAACAUUUCUUUGCUAGCUUGAAUUGACUUGACUGCUAACGACGGUGCACUGAGAGAAAGAGGCUUACGAGAACUGCACCUAAGGACCACACCCAGACAAGAUGUCCCUUCAUCAGUUUUUGCUGGAACCCAUCACCUGCCACGCAUGGAAUCGCGACAGGACACAAAUUGCCAUCAGUCCAAAUAACCAUGAAGUUCAUAUCUACAAGAAAAGUGGCAACCAGUGGGUGAAAACCCACGAGCUGAAGGAGCACAAUGGACACAUUACAGGUAUUGACUGGGCUCCCAAAAGCGACCGUAUAGUAACUUGUGGAGCAGAUCGUAACGCUUACGUAUGGUCCCAAAAGGAAGGAGUAUGGAAGCCCACGUUGGUCAUCCUCAGGAUCAACCGAGCAGCCACUUUUGUGAAGUGGUCUCCGCUGGAGAACAAGUUUGCAGUUGGCAGUGGUGCUCGGCUCAUUUCUGUCUGCUACUUUGAGUCUGAGAACGACUGGUGGGUGAGCAAACACAUCAAAAAGCCCAUCCGCUCCACCAUCCUCAGUCUGGACUGGCAUCCCAACAAUGUCUUACUGGCUGCUGGUUCAUGUGACUUUAAAUGCAGGGUUUUCUCAGCCUACAUAAAAGAGGUGGAAGAGAAACCAGGUCCCACACCCUGGGGCAGCAAGAUGCCGUUUGGAGCUGUGCUAGCAGAAUUUGGAGGAGCAGGUGGAGGGGGUUGGGUCCACUCAGUUUCUUUCUCCUCUUCUGGUAAUCGUCUGGCUUGGGUCAGCCAUGACAGCACCGUCACUGUGGUAGACAGUUCUAAGACUGCCAGUCCCUUACAGCUCAAGACGGAGUUCCUUCCUCUCCUCAGUGUCAUUUUUGUGUCAGAGAACAGUUUAGUGGCUGCAGGUCACGACUGCUGCCCAAUGCUGUUCCGCUGUGACGACAUGGGGACGCUCUCGUUUGUCUCAAAGCUGGACCUCCCCAAGCAGAGCAUCCAGAGGAACAUCUCCGCUAUGGAACGCUUCAGGAACAUGGACAAGAGAGCCACCACUGAAGACCGCAACACAGCCCUGGACACACUGCACCAGAACAGCAUCACCCAAGUGUCUAUCUAUGAAGGAGACAAAAGGGAUUGUCGCAAGUUCUGCACUACAGGCAUCGAUGGAGCAAUGACCAUUUGGGACUUUAAGAGUCUAGAAGCUUCCAUCCAGGGUCUCCGCAUCAUGUGAACAAAUAUCAUGAAGGAAUGAAGAGAUGCCGUGUCCUUACUUCUCCCCACCGGCCCUCUUCAGAAAUUCUUACCUUUCCUCUUCUUUUCUUUCACUUCAGCCCUCGCCACUCCUUCCCUGUCCGUCACGCAGCCAGUAACAAACUGACAACCUCACGAGUGUCUGCUGAAGCACUGAUCAGGCCAUAACACACGCAGUGUGGGUUUGUACUAAACAUGCUCACACCUAUACACACUAGAACACACCUAUACACACCGAGCUGCCGUGUGACUUCACUGUUUUCUUUUUGUUUUGUUUGUUUUUAAAUGAAGGUUAGCAAAGAGUUUAAGUGGGAGGGUCUUCUGACAAAAUAAACGUGAUGUGACUUUGAUGUUUUUAUGUUCUCUAACCUCCUGUACCUAAAGUUGAACACUAAAAGGUGCGUUUUAUCCAAAAAGCAGACUGUAUCUCACCUCAGAUCAACCCUCUGAUCUCAGAAUGUCGGUGUUGAGGAUGUGGCGGACUUCAGCGACUGUUGGGCUUUCCUGUUGUUCUGAGUCUUCGCUGCCGGUUGUCGGUUUAAAACCUGGACAGAUUCUGAUAGUGGGGGGGGGGGGGCAGCUUUCUGAACGGCCGCAGAGCCACGGCUCUGUAGCUACUACACUAAAACCACACAAGAUGGAGGAUUUCUAUGUAACUGAUCAUGAGGUAGACAUCAAAUAAAGAUUAAAAACAUUUACACUAGAUGA